This is a messenger RNA of Tarenaya hassleriana, 546 nucleotides long. Its product is annotated as root meristem growth factor 4. Gene Ontology annotation, molecular function: growth factor activity. The coding region runs from base 40 to 546 and encodes 168 amino acids. The transcript is spliced from 5 exons. Gene Ontology annotation, biological process: regulation of root meristem growth. The record is from RefSeq and is a predicted model, not a curated record. Lineage: Eukaryota; Viridiplantae; Streptophyta; Magnoliopsida; Brassicales; Cleomaceae.
UCUACCUUCUUCAAAAACAAAAAGAAAAAUCGAAAGAAUAUGGCUCUCACGAGAUUCACAAGCUUAGCUCUAGCUUUUCUCUUUGCCCUUCAAGCCCUAGAUGAUGUUUAUGCUCACCAAGGCGGAGAUUCUAACGAAAGAAGUUCGACCAACAAUGGCCGAGAUACACCGGCGUUGUGGUAUAAAGAGUUUCGUAUCCAUGGCGGCGGGCUUGAGAAACCGAGGUUUAAAGGAAGAAAGUUUGCGCUCGCGAGAGAGAGGAGUCAAGGGGAAGAAAUCGACAGUCAGAAUAGUUUGAAGAUUUCAGGAGAGCAUCAAAAGAUCGAAAACUGGCAAGAUCGUAUCGGUCUCAAGAACGAUAAUUCUAAGAAGAACGAGAUGGUUGUGAGACUGUCUUUACCAAGAAGAGUCGCUUGUUCAGGUGAUUCCGACAAAACUAUGAAGGAGAUGAAGAGAAUCGCGAGAUUGUUGCGUAAUGAUUAUCCAUCGCGUACUAAGGCUCGACGCAAGCCUCCGAUCAAUAAUCGAGCUCCCAAUCAGAAUUAA